This is a messenger RNA of Ilex paraguariensis (yerba mate), 1307 nucleotides long. The record is from the annotation of a GenBank genome assembly. Lineage: Eukaryota; Viridiplantae; Streptophyta; Magnoliopsida; Aquifoliales; Aquifoliaceae.
UGGUUGUCCAGUCGUUGCCUUGCCUCAAGAGACAUUCAGCCCUUGCCUUCUGACCUCAGUUAAUAUAUCUGAUCUCCCGGUCUGAGCUAACACUUGGAAUUUAUUUUAGGCAUCAUCAGUUGUUGACAUGCAGUAUUUUGAUAAUUGGGAACUCGACAGAUAGCUAUAGUAGCUGAGUGUAUACCAAUUUCCGUUAUUUCUUGGAGAUACAUGUAAUUGACAGGAAGAGAAAACAAGACUUCAUUUAUUUCAGUUGUUGAUAGCUUGGAGGAGGAUAAGUGAAUGGACAAGAGAAAACAUGAGUCACCUGCUAAGUACAGACUUAGGUUGUUUAGUAGCUCAAAUUAGUGUUUUGAAGUAGCUAUUAGGAGAAUAAAACUGGAGAAAUGAAGCUUUGGCUGUAUUGGAGGUAAUCUUGAUGGGCUGGGAACACAUGUAUCGGGAAAGAGCUACGAUAUGCAAUUAUGGAAGAAUAUUUGAGGAUAAGGGUAUAUACCAAAAGCAUAUGUGAAUACGCUGGGAAAACAUCUUUGUAUGUAUUUGGAAACAAAUAUAAGAACGGAAUUAUGAAAGUGUGACAUCUUUUUGUAUUAAGGUGUUGGGUUGUCUUUUAAGAGACUGUUUGAACUUUGUAAGAAAUUGAGGUUUAAAAAUGCCUCCUUGUUGCUAUUGCAUUGUUGCAACUUUUGUUGUUUCUAUGGAUGUUAUGUAUGCAAUUAUUUGAUCCAAAAGUACAUACCUUCUCAACUUAUGUUAUUGGGUUGGUGUAUGAAAUAAUAAGCAGGGAAGCUGCUUCGAACUGGAAUGGUGAAGGUUCUUUCCUCUUUACUUCAAGCUCUGCACCAUAUGAUUGCAACAACAAUGGAUCCUGUGAUGAGGACUGUCCCGUUGUACCAAUUGGGAGGAGCCCUAGGACAGAUGUCCUUCUGAAGGCAGAGAAAGUAGUGCUAGAUUCUGGGGCAGAUAGAGGGGCACAUGUCUAUUGGUUGGGGAAAGGAAUCGUUGACGCUCGUCCAGAUCACAUUUUAAAUCUCAUACACUACGAGGAUGCGGCUUCCCUUUCAGUUGCAAUCUUGAAGAAGAAACUUCGUGGACGGAUUUUUCUGGGUUGUGACAAUCAACCUCUAUCCAGGCAGGAAGUAAUGGACUUGGUGGAGAAAAGUGGGAAGUUUACUAAGAAAUUUGGGAGUUUCACAGGCACCAAUGGUCCGUUAGGGAAGAAAUUAAACAACUCGAAAACCCGCGAGGAGAUAGGAUGGGAGCCAAAGUACCCAAGCUUUUCUCAGUUCCUUGGAGUCUCUGAGUAA